Mytilus californianus (California mussel) is the source of this 2340-nucleotide messenger RNA. Its product is annotated as mitochondrial uncoupling protein 2-like. Gene Ontology annotation, molecular function: oxidative phosphorylation uncoupler activity. NCBI's taxonomy places the organism in Eukaryota, Metazoa, Mollusca, Bivalvia, Mytilida, Mytilidae. The record is from RefSeq and is a predicted model, not a curated record. The coding region runs from base 48 to 1070 and encodes 340 amino acids. Gene Ontology annotation, biological process: mitochondrial transmembrane transport; mitochondrial transport; response to cold. The transcript has 8 exons. Gene Ontology annotation, cellular component: mitochondrial membrane.
AAAACAAGUGAUAGUAAGUUGUUGUGCAUAUAUUCACUAAAUGUUUAAUGACAUCAACGAUGAAGACAUCCUGUAUCAAUGAAGAACAACCAAGUGUUUAUGUAAAGGUUUUGAGUGCUGGGUUAGCAGCUUGUGUGGCUGAUGCUGCGACGUUCCCAUUAGAUACAACAAAAGUUCGCCUUCAGCUACAAGGAGAAGGGAAAGUACCGGAAGUCCGAGUAAAACAGAUAACCAGUUUAUCUCGGUCCAAAGUGAAGUACAGAGGACUAUGUCAUGCAGUUGGUGUAAUUGCCCGUGAAGAAGGUGUCCGUGGACUUUACAAAGGUCUAGUUCCAGGUCUACAGAGACAACUGUGCUUCUCAUCAGUCAGACUAGGUCUUUAUGACGAAUUCAAAGAUUUUUACUUUAGUUUAUUAUACAAAGAUUCAGAAAACAAGGACAUGCCAAUAAAAAUUCGUCUCAUGGCUGGUGUCACCACUGGCGCGCUGUCCGUUACACUGGCUCAGCCUACGGAUGUGGUAAAGAUUCGAAUGCAGGGACAGAGUACAACAAGUGCCCGAACAUACAACAGUUCUAUAAGUGCUUACAAAUGUAUAGCAAACGAGGAAGGAGUCCGAGGACUAUGGAAAGGUGUAGUGCCAAAUAUUAUACGAAACAUUGCUGUCGGAGUAACAGAAAUGGUGACGUAUGACGUCACUAAACACAAGAUACUUCAGUCCGGUAUUCUAACAGACGGUAUUCCUUGUCAUUUCCUGUCAGCUGUUACAGCCGGUUUUAUUGCCGUUAUCGUAUCCUCCCCCGUUGAUGUUGUGAAAACAAGGUACAUGAACGCAACACCUGGCCAAUAUUCCGGGAUCUUCAGUUGUGCAUAUGGAAUUUAUUCUGGUAGUGGAUGGACUGGUUUUUAUAAAGGGUGUGUGCCAUACUUUGCCAGAAUAUGUUCAUGGAGUAUUAUCAUGUUCCUUACAUACGAACAACUGAAGACUAUGUUUACACCUAAAACAAACCGUAAUACUAUGCUAAAAAUCAUUGAACAAGACAAAAAUAUCAGACUAGAAACACGUCUCUGAUUUAUAUAGCAACAUGACUAUUUAUCAAAAGGAAGAUUGUAACAAACAAGGGCCAACAAGAAAUGUCUCGGCUGCUUAAAUCAUUAACACUGAAUAAUAUGUUGAAAGUUUUAGAGAUAAUAACCUCAAACGAUAAACAAUGAAAAUGAGGUCAAGGUCAGUUCACCCCUGUCAGACAGAUUAUAGUCAAAGUUAAAGAUUUUAUCGAUAUAAAAUGCAAAAUCUGGAUUGAUAUAUGCAGCUUACAUUGAUUCUUAAGACCAAAUACAGAUGACCUUAUUUCUCAGAAACUGCAUGACUUAAGGAAGUAUUUGAAUCAUAGAACUCCGUUAAAGGUUAAAUGACCUGUACAUCUUAAAAUCAUUUUAUAAUAGUGGACCUACUGCUUAUAAUUAUGACUUUAAUAGUGUUUUCCAUUGAAUCAUGAAAGUGAGGUCAAGGGCAGGUGAACCCUGUCAGACGGACAACAAAAUCUUAUAACCAUUAUAUAGACCAAGUAUAGUUUAUCUAUUACGCAAUGUAAAUGAGAAACUGACCAAAGCGCGAUUAUUGAACCAUGGAAAAGGUUCUCCUGACCGACGGACAUGUACACCUGACAACCAUUCAUAAAGACCAUGGAAAAGGUUCUCCUGACUGACGGACAUGUACACCUGACAACCAUUCAUAAAGACCAUGGAAAAGGUUCUCCUGACCGACGAACAUGUACACCUGACAACCAUUCAUAAAGACCAUGGAAAAGGUUCUCCUGACCGACGGACAUGUACACCUGACAACCAUUCAUAAAGACCAUGGAAAAGGUUCUCCUGACUGACGGACAUGUACACCUGACAACCAUUCAUAAAGACCAUGGAAAAGGUUCUCCUGACCAACGGACAUGUACACCUGACAACCAUUCAUAAAGACCAUGGAAAUUGUUCUCUUGUUCGACGGACAUGUACACCUGACAUCCAUUCAUAAAGACCACAUAUAGUUUACCUUUAACCUGUACUAUGCACGGAACAUUCCAAAGAAGAAAUAUAGUUAACCUAGUUCUACAUAAGCGCGAACACUUAACAAUGUUUAAAAAAAAUAUAUCAGGACAUAAACAAUUAUUCUGUGUGUGUGUGUGUGUGUGUGUGUGUAAUGUGCAUAAUGGUGUGUGUAUGAGUAUUAUUAUAGUUAAAUAAACCAAAAUAUUCUCGUGUGGUUUGUUACUUUUGCAAAGAAACUGUGCAAUUUAUAUUUAUUCUUAUUUAUUGUUACAUUAAAAGUAGUUUUUGAAGUUCAUUUA